This is a messenger RNA of Aspergillus affinis, 1329 nucleotides long. RefSeq names its product FAD-dependent monooxygenase. The record is from RefSeq and is a predicted model, not a curated record. Gene Ontology annotation, molecular function: FAD binding. The coding region runs from base 1 to 1329 and encodes 442 amino acids. NCBI's taxonomy places the organism in Eukaryota, Fungi, Ascomycota, Eurotiomycetes, Eurotiales, Aspergillaceae. The transcript is spliced from 4 exons.
AUGAAAGAAGAAAAGAACCAGGCCACCAAUUUGGCCCCGAGACCUGAAUCGCUGCCGAUCCUAAUUAUCGGGGCGGGAAUCAGCGGUCUCAUCCUCGCCCAGUAUCUUCGUCGAUCAGGGAUUGCCUAUCAGAUCUUUGAGCGCGAUGCGUCGAUCAGCGCUCGAGCCGGCGGUUGGGGCCUAACUAUGCACUGGGCACUACCUGCCCUCUACGAGCUGUUGCCCGAGGAUGUCAAGGUCCAGCUCCCGGAGAGCUUUGUGAACAAGGAGGCCGUCCAAAAUGGCGACAAGGGCCGCUAUCAGUUCUUUGACCUGGCCACGGGGGAGGCGCUGUGCAGCGUCCCUGCUGCGGAGCGCAUCCGAGUGAGUCGCUCGCGGUUCAGACAGCUUCUGACGACGGGGGUGGACGUCCAGUGGUCUAAAACCCUCGAGGAUGUCCAGUAUCACGACGAUUCAGUCACCGUUCGCUUCGGAGACGGCACCUCGUACCAUGGCGCUAUCGUAGUCGCCUGCGAUGGCUCGCACUCUCGUGUCCGCAAGUCUCUGUACCCAUCGAAUUAUCGAAAUGCACCCUUGCCCAUUCAGUUACUUGGAGCCUCAACUAGGUACUCGGUCGAGCAAGCGGCCGCCGUGCGAGCUCUAGAUCCAUACUUCUUCCAAGGAACGCACUCGGAGUCGAACGUAUAUCUCUAUUUCAGCUGUGAGCUACCCAGUCGCUAUCGUGAUCACAUGUAUUUAUCACAAUAUGAAAACAAGCGAACUCCUUCUGAUAUAAUUGAAAUCCCAGUCCUCGACAGUCCCUUCAACUUCGAUGACAGCCCGGACGGAUACCUCUGCCAGGUCAUCGUCUCCUGGUCUGAAGACAGAGGAAUCGAUAUCCCAGCCGGAGACAAAGAGCGCAUCGCCCUGAUGAAGUCCCUUACAGGAGACUGGGCCGAGCCAUUCCGAUCCCUGGUCCACGAUCUGCCCGACGAUGCCGACGUAGUCUCCAUUAAAAUCGAAGACUGGAUGCAAGAGCAGGGAACAAACGAGCAGCCGCGAGCGGUGUUGCUAGGUGAUUCCGCUCACUCAAUGACCAUGUUUCGCGGAGAAGGCGCAAACAACGCCAUUGUCGACGUGCUUGAUUUCACGAGGAGAGUUAAUCUAGCAUCGAUCAGUCAAUCAUCCACGGCUUCUAUCCGCGACAGCGUCAGGGAAUACGAAAAGGAUAUGACUUCACGAGCUGGCCAGUCGGUGGAGAACUCUCGGAAAGCCUGUCUGGACGCGCACAACUUUUCGAUUAUCAAAGCGGGGAACAGUCCUCUUGUUGCGCGGAGAGUGCUUAAAUAA